AUGAAGAGAUCCACUGCCAGCGCACCCAGCUUGUCGCCAAAGCAUGAAAGCGACGUGAAAAAAGUGAAAUUGGAAGACGUCAAGCCGGCUACCACUUCCAACCCACCAAAUGCCCCCACUGGACGUGAAAUCAUCGAAAAUUAUCUGAAAGGAGACGUCACUUCGGCUGUCCUCUACCGAAAAAUCUGUAAUGCACUGGAAACAUUCGAUCAAUGGGAGUCGGAAGCGCCAAAACUACAAUUAUUGGAACAAUUUCUCGGUAUCGCUGAUGCAAUGGAAGCGAGAACUGAUGUACUCGUCAAGAGACUUCUCAAUCUUCGUUGGGACAAAAUCCCGUCGUCUGUCAUCGAAAAAUUCCGUACAUUCCUUUGCGAACUUGCCAUUCGACAUCUCUGUUUCACUGAAGACGUGUAUAACUCUGUGAUUGAACGUCUCGUUCCCCAGGUUUCUGUCAACGACGAGACUCGAAUCGUCACGUUCGUUUUGACAGAAGAGAAACAGAAUGAGCACUUCGAAAUGGCUCAUUAUAUCAUUUCAAGUGUUCUCAGAUGUUUCCCGUUAUCCGCCAAAACUUUGUUGAAAUGUGCGAAGAAAGCGAUGCCACAUGUCACUCGUCCAGCGGUUACUGUUUCUGGUUACAUGAGAAAUUUGAUUUUGAUGCAAAAGUAUAUUCCGUCGAGUAUUUCAAAGGAUUUAUGGGAGACAAUGUUCGAUAGAUUGGCUAGAGAUGAUGCUCACAACUGGAGAUGCGAACAAAACGAAGAAGAUAACAAAAGCCCACGCCUGUUCGCUCUCAACGAUGACAUCCUUAUCGAAGAGAUCGUUGAAAGUACCAACAAUUCAGAAGACGUCACUCCACAACUUUUGGAGCAGCGUAAAGGAGAACAAAUGCUUCAGUAUCUUGAUGCAGUCUGCACUGACGUCAUCGCUUUCAUCAGAGAUUCAGAAGGCAUCGAUAGACAAGAAUCAGAGGAGAAAGGAGAGAAGAUCGAUGAGAAAUGGUUGACUUCAUUCAAAUUUAGCGGAGACAAAGUGUUGGCGGCCGAGAAACUAUUCGAUACAUUUUUGGAAGUUUUGGAAUCGACAAUGCUCAAUGCCACUCAUGUCCAAUAUAUUUCAUUCGUUUGGCUCUAUUUCGGAUCAUUGAAAGCAGAAUAUGAACAGAAAGUUCUCGAACACUUGUGGCAAGUCACUAUUCGAAUGCCGAGGGCGCCGGCUGAUGCGAGAAAAAGUCAGGGUGCCGCGUCGUAUUUGGCAGCGUUUUUGGCACGAGCUAAAUAUGUUAAGAAGAACACCGCAUUCACCUGGCUCGAAGAAAUCUACACUUGGCUCCGUCACUACGUCGACCAAUUCGGAUCGGGAAGCUCUCAAAUCCUUCCGGGACUUCAACGACACGGAACAUUCUACGCGGUCUCUCAAGCGUUUUUCCUCGUUUUUGCAUUUAGAUACAAGGAAUUUGUUAAGGAUCAAGAAAUGCUCGAAACAAUACGUCGUUGGGGUGUCGGUCGUGUUGUCCACUCUCCAUUAGAACCACUCAGAUUCGUGUCGAAACCCGUCGCCAGAUGCUUCUCUGCUAUCACAAGAUCACUUCAAUUGGUUUACUGUAACCACGUGAUUCCAAUAGAAGAAGUGCAGAGACCAUUCGAUGACAUGUUCCCGUUCGAUGGGUUCCAUUUGAAAGUAAGCAGCCAAUUCAUGACUCCACUGAUGCGAAAGUUCUCUCCACUCGCUGAAGACUUGUCGACUCUCACCAAAGCAUUGUGCUGGAAUGCAGUCGCCGGUGCCACUGCUGAAAAGUCGGAGAAGUCGGCGGAAACUGUGUCAAGCUCGGAGGGUCUCGAUUUUUUGGAUGAGGACGAUAUUGUGAUGAGUACAGGUUUCCGUGAGCGCACCUUCUCGUGUGGCCAAAGUUCCCUGAUCAACUACUCGGCGACUCCUGGAUUGAAAACUUUCAAUGUCUAA
This is a messenger RNA of Caenorhabditis remanei, 1962 nucleotides long. RefSeq lists its product as uncharacterized. Gene Ontology annotation, biological process: transcription initiation at RNA polymerase I promoter. The record is from RefSeq and is a predicted model, not a curated record. NCBI's taxonomy places the organism in Eukaryota, Metazoa, Nematoda, Chromadorea, Rhabditida, Rhabditidae. Bases 1 to 1962 code for a protein of 653 amino acids. Gene Ontology annotation, cellular component: nucleus. Gene Ontology annotation, molecular function: RNA polymerase I general transcription initiation factor activity; RNA polymerase I core binding. The transcript is spliced from 8 exons.